AUGUGUGAAUGCGCACGACCCAUCGAUGAUCCAGUAACAGAAGAAGAGAUCGUGAAGCAAGCCAUUGACGGUUUGGUUAUCAAGAGCAUGAUCCAGCGUGACAAGAUCGCCUCGGUCUACUCCACAACCUUGGAAUAUGGGUAUCCCAUUCCAACCCCAGCGAGAGAUCCCGAACUCGCUCGUGCACAUCGUGAGUUGGAGAAGCACUCAAUCUACUCGAGAGGACGUUUUGGGGGUUGGAAGUAUGAAGUGUCGAAUCAGGAUCACUGCUUCAUCCAAGGCAAAGAGUUCAUUGAUCGUGUGGUAUUGAACGAGCCUGAAAAGCUGUACAAGACUGGUCUUGCUGAGAGACAAGGAUGA
Molecule: messenger RNA, 360 nt
Organism: Ostertagia ostertagi
Lineage: Eukaryota; Metazoa; Nematoda; Chromadorea; Rhabditida; Trichostrongylidae
Source: the annotation of a GenBank genome assembly